Messenger RNA from Nicrophorus vespilloides, 814 nucleotides. RefSeq lists its product as uncharacterized. Gene Ontology annotation, biological process: regulation of transcription by RNA polymerase II. NCBI's taxonomy places the organism in Eukaryota, Metazoa, Arthropoda, Insecta, Coleoptera, Silphidae. The record is from RefSeq and is a predicted model, not a curated record. Bases 76 to 738 code for a protein of 220 amino acids. The transcript is spliced from 2 exons. Gene Ontology annotation, molecular function: DNA binding. Gene Ontology annotation, cellular component: transcription regulator complex; nucleus.
UGCGAAACGGCGGCAGUCGCUCUCGCACCGCGUUCGAUUCACGUCGCCGCUCCGCAACUCUCUCCUUCUUUGACCAUGAACAACUUUGACCUGAUCGAGCAGAUUCAUCUGCGUCUGCCCUUGUGGGAUAAAGUGCACAGCGAGAAGACUGAUACCAGCAUGCGAGAAGAGCUUUGGGACGAAGUGGCACACGUCAUGGGUUGUUCAAAGGAGAUCCUGAAGUCGCGCUGGAAGAACCUUCGAGAUUCCUACAGGAAGAUUAUCAGAAAGUCCGAUGGUAGGGAAUCAGAUCCCAAAUGGCCAUACUACAAUGCCAUGGAGUUCAUGAGAGAAAUCACCAUCAACGCCAGACCGAAAGUGAUGGACAUCACUAGGAAGGUGCCCAGUAUUGAACCGGACUACUCGCUGACGUUAGUACGUGAUAACGAAGAUUCCAUCGACCACAUAUCAGAUGGGAUUAAACAGGAGAAAAGUUUGAAGAGGCACGCUGCUGAUGAUCUGGUCACACAGUUCUUGGAAAUAGAAUCGGAGAAAAGUCAGGCUGAACAUGAAAAGGCAGCAGCUGCUGCUGUUGCUCGUCAUCUCUAUGACGAUGACGACUACCAGUUCUUGGUUAGCCUGCAACCUCACCUUAAGCAAGUAGCGCUCAACCGAAAACUACCGCUCCGGAUGAAGAUCGAACAACUUGUCUACGACGAGAUUUACGCUCACGGCGCUGCCACCAAUUGCUCCUACUGAUCUGACGACCUCCAACAUCUGAUUAUUACUAAACAUUUUUUUACUAAGACUUAGUCCUUAAGAGAUUUAUAUAUAC